CGUGAGCGACUGUCGCCGUCGCGAGGUGGAGACAGCGUGGGUCUGUCUGUGGUGGCAUCUCAGGGGUGCGGGGAGGUGUGCCAGGGGUGCCACGACGUCAUCGCUGACCGCUUCCUGCUGAGGGUCAACUCUCGCUCCUGGCACCAGACCUGCCUCAGGUGCUGCGUCUGUCAGCUCGCCCUCGACCGUCAGCCUUCCUGUUUCAUCCGUGAACACAACGUGUACUGCAAGACUGACUACACCAGAAACUUCGGUGCGCGAUGUGCCAAGUGUUGUCGAAGCAUCGGGGCGGCAGACUGGGUCCGGAGAGCUAGAGACCGCGUCUACCACCUCGCCUGCUUCGCCUGCGACGCCUGCAAGCGACAACUCAGCACCGGGGAGGAGUUCGCCCUACACGACAACCGCGUCCUCUGUAAGCAGCACUACCUCGAGUCCAUCGAGGGCGGCGCCACUAGUAAUGACGAGAACACGGACGGAGAAGGGAGCCAACGCAAGAGCAAACGCGUCCGGACGACCUUUACGGACGAGCAGCUGCAGGUUCUACAGGCGAAUUUCCAGAUCGAUUCCAAUCCAGACAGCCAGGACCUGGAGCGUAUUGCCCAGCUGACAGGCUUGAGCAAGAGGGUGACACAAGUAUGGUUCCAAAAUUCUCGGGCGCGCCAAAAGAAACAUAUGUCCUCCAAGAAGCAUCAGCAAGAACUGAAGCCUAAUCUUAAUUGUUGA
Procambarus clarkii (red swamp crayfish) is the source of this 723-nucleotide messenger RNA. NCBI's taxonomy places the organism in Eukaryota, Metazoa, Arthropoda, Malacostraca, Decapoda, Cambaridae. The record is from RefSeq and is a predicted model, not a curated record.